AUGUGGGAUCGAUUGAUCGAAACUCCAUACAGAAGCCGCGAUGGCUUUAAUUGGGGGUUAAUUAAACGCACGAGUCCACGAAGAAGGUCAAGAUUCGCCUGUCAAGGGCGGUUCUCCAAGUUGGAUUUUCGUGGUCGUUCCACUUGGGAACCGCCCUCGAGGAGUCCCUGGCGUAUAGGAAUUUUCUCGUUCUUCUUUUAUCUAUAUCUCAUCGGUUUCAUCCUGGAGAACGUCGAGGACUAUCGGCCGAGUUAUAUAUUUACAAGUACAAGACACCAAGAACAAGGGACACACAGAACAUUAAAUAGACGAUCAUAAAUCGAUCAACGAUCGAGCACUCGCACUUUUUCUCUUUCGUUUUUUAUUCUCUUUCUCUCUCUUUCUCACUCAUUCUCUCACUCACUCUCUCUCUCUCACUCUCUCUCGUGAAUUUUAUCGUUUGCACACGUUUUCACUUUGUCUAUACACCAUCUAGAACAUAGAUCGUCCCGGUGUGAACGUCGAAGAAAAAUUCGAGAGGCGUUUUGUUCGAGAGCGAAAGACAUCUUGUUUUUCUUCUUCUUCUUCUUCUUUUUUUUUUUUUUUGUUUCUUUCUUUUCUUUUCCACGAGGAAAAAUGUAAUAAUAUUUAUAUAUCGGAGUCUAGUACGAUCGUAUUCGAUGAACGAACGCGAGAAAGAUACUAGAGAGAAGUUUGUUCAACAGCGAGUUCUGCGAGUAAAACCAUGCCGUCGAGAUAUUUUUCGUUAGUUACAAAAAAAUAUAUCCUCGCGCGAUGCGUUCGAAGAGGCUAAAUCGUCUUUCUAAAUCGAGAAGUGCCGGAUCGUUGAGCCCUAGUUCCUAAAGUACCAGCUAUUUUUUUCAUUUUUUUUUGUUUCCUUUAUUAAUUAAGUAUAUAUAUAUAUAUAUACAUAAAUAUAUAUAUAUUGUGUGUAUAUAUAUUUAUACGUAUAUACAUACGUGUAUAGAGAGAAAAGAGAGUAAAAACGAGCCUCGUCCGCCUCGAAAAAUGAACGUUUUUUUCACGACGAAAGGAAAGUCGUGACGGACGAGAUCUCGAUAUAUCGGGUGUGUGAAGAGUUUUUCGAAAGUGUAGCGAUUUUUUUUUCCCCCGUUUAUCUUACAGUCUAGCUCGAGAAUGGAAGAUUAUAUAUAGCGAGGGGAAAAAUUGGAGAAAUAAAAAGAAAAAAAAAAAAUGAAAAGGAGGGAUCGAAGGAGGGAAAGGAAUAGAUUUUAGAUUGGAAAACGCGCAGACAAGGGUUGAACUUGCACAAUUCGUCUCAACAUCCGCACGGUUGUUAACUCUAAAAAAUACGUGUCCGCCCAUCGAAAAAAUGCUCGUCUUCGAAUAAUCUUUUUUUUUCUUCUCUCUCUCUCUUAAGUACAUACCCUACACGAUUAAAACCUUAGAACCUUUAACGUUUUUUUUUUUUCUUUAAACCUUAGAUCGAACUCUACACUAUUAUGUA
Messenger RNA from Apis florea (little honeybee), 1468 nucleotides. RefSeq lists its product as uncharacterized. The record is from RefSeq and is a predicted model, not a curated record. NCBI's taxonomy places the organism in Eukaryota, Metazoa, Arthropoda, Insecta, Hymenoptera, Apidae.